GCGAGCCACGAUAGAAAUCUAAGGCAACGUUUGAAAAUUUUUUUUUUUGGCCUAAAUGGAGGCUAUAUAGCCAAAACACAAAUGAAAUCAGAUUCAAGAAGCGACCGCAGAGAGUUAUGAGCCAGGGGAAUAUACCCUACAAUGGUAAUAUAAUAGAUAAAUAUAAAUAAAAAAAUAUUCAUCUACAUUAAAAAUUCCCAAGUGGUUCUAACUACUUGCUACUUAAGUACUAAUGACAAGUGACAUGAACUAUGUCUAGAAACAACAACCCAAAAAGAGUAUUCAGCUGUGCUCCACAUCCAACCUAGAGCGUUGCAUAAAUGACUCCGACUCCGACUUUGGGGGGCUAUGCAAAAAGCCAAAGAAAAUGAAAAGCACACACGUUGUGGACUGCAGAUUGCGCAAAAGACCUCCGCCGCCGCUGGCGACGCAUCGCUUGGCUGCCUCAACGAAAGCAGCGGGCCACAGAAGCAACAGAAGCCACACGGCUCCGGAUGCCAGCCAGUGCGGAUUAUUAGCGAGCGCCAGUCGCGGGCGCGUCUCAGUCGUUGUUACAAGCGCGCGCAGCUCAAACGCUUCCCAACGCAUCCAACUUGGUGGUGAUUCCUCAUUAUUUAUCGAAUUUUUGUUGUUGUUGUUGUUUGUGGUGCCGAUGAGUGAGUGAGUGAAUCCAGAGACAAGACAAUGAGGAAACGGAAUCUGUGCCUUUGCAGGCUAUUGCCUGUACUCAUGGCAAUCUUGCCCUUGGGCGGGGCCAUUGUGGGGGCUGGACGGGAUCUGCUGCUGACGCCCAGGCGGGGCCAUCAGCUGAAUGGCAAACGCAUUUUCUACGAGGAGGAAAAGGAGCAGGAGGACCUCUUGCGGCGGCGAAAUCCCUCGGAGCUGCGCCAGCGACCCUGGGAGCGAACGCUAAAGCAUGUGACCUAUGUGACACUCUUUACGGAUGCCGCUGUGAACGCAGCUUCGGGAAAUGUAAGCCAGCUGCAUGAGUAUCACGAUUUCUUGCAGACUCCCUACCUGCCGGCGAAUCCUCAAAGCGACGCCCUGGCGGGUUCGCCGUCCUCGCGUUUCGGUGACAUUAUUACCCUGGCCAAGGGCUAUCUGGAGCAGCUGGGAACGGGACAGAGCAAUGCCACCACCUAUCGGUUUGUGGAGGGCGGCACUUGCUUCCAGUUGAAGUGCCAGGCUACUUCCAACCAGCGGCGGCGGGCUCUGUGGCAGGUCCAGCGGAUUCGGCAUCGGGAUGGUGACAGCGGCGGUCGUCCCUUUCACUACGAGAUGAAGUUCAGUGUGACGCCGCUGGAGAGUCAGGCCUGGCAGCCGCACCAGCCGAUGAGUUAUAUUCAAAAGGAAUCCGACUAUCCGGGCAGCUUUGGGCGAUUCACCCGCGAGCCAAGUUUUGCCCAAAGGCGACAGGAUCGCCCGGCGGCGGCGGCGGAGCAGUCGCAGGCCACCUUUGUCCAUGGCAUUUUCCAGCCUGCACCGUCGCUGCCUUUGCCGCCAGCAGUGCCGCCCAAGCUCAAUAUCGGUGAGUAUCUCAAGGGCAGUCCCAAGAUUGAGCUAUUCCCGGGACUUUUUAAUCUGGGGCUGCGUCCGAAUUAUGUGGCGCCCACCACCUAUCGUCCCAAUUAUCCGGCGGUAGAGAGGUUUCCCCACAACAAUGAGUUGUCUGGCGGCAAUGAUGCCACUCCGGGCGGCGUGACUCAUCAUUUCCAUCACCAUUUUUAUGUGGCCCCCGGAACAGGGGAUUCCGAGCUGACCUACCGCCUGCCCUCGUCACCUAGUUCCGAUCCCAGCGAUCUAACCACUCCGAAAAGUCAUCCUUUAGCCGGCUUUUAUCCGCCACACCAGACAGUGCAGUUUCCCAACUCGCAUUCAGGUUCCUCGGAGUCUGUCGAGGAUCAGCGGGAGCAGGAUCACGAUCAGGCUGUACACCUACGAACACCACAGAUCUACGGCCAGGCCUCUAAGUAUCAGACGGCCAAGCUGCCGCCGCUCUUGAUCUAUGCGGGGGCCAACGACGAGGACAAGUCCUUUGUGCAGAGCGAACCUCUCGAGGAGACGGUGUAUCGUUACUCGGAACCGGAUCCGCUCUAUGUGCACCAGAAUCCCAUAGAUGUGCUGCCAGAUAAGCAGCAGGAGCAGCAGCCGGAAAUUGAGUUAGUAAUUGGAGAGCAGGAGAGGAAGGGUAGCAGCCUGGAGCAACCGGAGUUGGUUACCACAGCAGCGCCUUCUACUACCACAGAAGCUAUUGAAGCCUCUUCCAGCUCAACAACAACAACAUCAGCAAUCACACCCCAUGUCAACCCCACAACCAGCAGCACCAACUUUGUGUCCACCUCCACGCACUUUAGUCCGCUGCGCUCCCUUAGUCGCUAUCGAACCACCCCGCGGAUAACAGCUGGCAAGUCCACCACCACCACGACUUCCACGACCACAGAGCCGCCUAUUAGUAAGUGGGCCAAGCGCCGCAAGGAGGAGGACAGCAAGGCCAAGAGCAGUCUGCGCCACGAGGCCUUUAUAGCCGCCAGCAGCACAACGACAACGACAACGGAGGCGGCAGCCACUCCUCCGCCCAGGCCAGUAGUCGAGGUGCUCACCCAGAAGUCAGUCAGCCGAUCGGUGAGCAUCAAGGUGGGCGAGAAUGGCGAGGAGAUACCUAUACUCGUGGACGACGAGGAGAACGAGGUGAAGCCAGUAGUGGUUACCCCCAAACUAUGAUAUUUUCCCAACUACAAUCAUAAUCCUAGCCAAGUAAGCUCUAGCCCCCCAAAUACAUACAUAUAUAACCUUUAGCUUGUGUUAU
Molecule: messenger RNA, 2806 nt
Organism: Drosophila kikkawai
Lineage: Eukaryota; Metazoa; Arthropoda; Insecta; Diptera; Drosophilidae
Source: RefSeq, a predicted model, not a curated record